Molecule: messenger RNA, 1526 nt
Organism: Populus nigra (black poplar)
Lineage: Eukaryota; Viridiplantae; Streptophyta; Magnoliopsida; Malpighiales; Salicaceae
Product: auxin-responsive protein IAA27-like
Exons: 5
Coding region: 201-1238 (345 amino acids)
Biological process (GO): regulation of DNA-templated transcription
Cellular component (GO): nucleus
Molecular function (GO): protein binding
Source: RefSeq, a predicted model, not a curated record
AACAGGGCGAAGAAGGUUCUUUCCUGCAUUAACAAAAGCCAGCACUUGCAGAAGCCAGCCAACAAGACAGCCUCUCCCUCUCUCUCUAAUCUCUCUCUCUCAGUCUGUGAAACCAUUCUGUUUAUUCUCUCUUCUUAUUGUGCAAAAACCUCUCAACCUUCCGCUGCUCUAUAUUUUCACUACUUCUGUUACCAACUUUGAUGUCUUCUAUUCCAAAGGAACAUGAUUACAUAGGCUUGUCAGAGACUCCUUCAAUGGAAAAAAUCUCUGACAAGCUCUCCUCUUCCUCCUCUACCCUCUCCACUGAAGAGAAUAUCAACAGCAACAGCAACAGCACCAAUACUUCUCUCAACUUGAAAGAAACUGAGCUAAGGCUUGGCUUGCCAGGGUCUCAGUCUCCAGAGAGAAAACUAACACUACCUGCAGCUGGGGUGUCUCUUUUUGGAAAAGAUAUUGACACCAACAACACUAAUGGUUAUCCUCUUAGGCCGCUAAAGAAUUUAGUGUCAGGAACUAAGAGAGGUUUCUCAGAUGCCAUUGUUGGGUCUUCUGGGAAAUGGGUUUUCUCUGGGAGUAAUGGAUCUGAAGUUGAUUUGGGUAAAGGAGCUAUUUUGUUUUCUCCCAGAGGUGAUAAUGGUAAUUCCCAGAAAUCAUGUGUUGCAGGACCUGCCAAGAAAGAUGAUGUUGCUCAAUCUCCAAAGCCAGUUCAAGAGAAAAUCAGCCAAGUGGCUGCUGCAAAUGAGAACAGCAGUGCUCCUGCUGCAAAGGCACAGGUGGUAGGAUGGCCACCAAUUCGCUCAUUCCGGAAGAAUACCAUGGCCUCUAGUUUGGUGAAGAACAAUGAAGAUGUCGAAGGCAAAUCAGGAUAUGGUUGCCUGUACGUAAAGGUUAGCAUGGAUGGUGCUCCAUACCUUAGGAAGGUGGACCUUAAAACUUACAGCAACUAUCUGGAACUCUCAUCUGCUCUUGAAAAAAUGUUCAGCUGCUUCACCAUUGGACAAUGUGGUUCUCAUGGGCUGCGAGGGCAAGAUGGUCUAACUGAGAGUCGUUUGAAGGAUAUUCUUCAUGGUUCUGAAUAUGUUCUCACAUACGAAGACAAGGAUGGUGAUUGGAUGCUUGUUGGUGAUGUCCCUUGGGAUAUGUUUACCAACUCGUGCAGGAGAUUGAGGAUCAUGAAAGGUUCCGAAGCAAUUGGACUUGCCCCGAGGGCCAUGGAGAAAUGCAAGAACCGGAAUUAGCGAGAAGAGUGCAUGAAGUCAUGAAGCUUAAGAAGGAUGUUUUCUAGAUUUUAAGAGAGCCUUAUAGUGUGUUGAGGUGAGCUCUUUGCUCAUGAAGCAUGAUGUGCUUGGAAAUUUUAUUUAGUGUAUGGGAGAAAAAAAAAAACUUUUUACUAGAGAGAGGAUGUCAUUGAACAUGCAUCCAAUUUAUUCUUAAGUUUGUUUACUUUACGUUGUUUUCUUCUUAGCUUUUCUUCUUCCACUUGUACUUUAAUUUGUGUAAAUGAAUGGAUUGCUUGUGGGUAUAAA